UCUUCUUACUUAGUUCCUAUGUGAGGCCCAGUCAAGAUUGUCUACGCACCGGUUCUCCCUAUAAUGUUACUUGGAACGAGAUAACCCUGUGAGAGGUGAACACGCGGAGUCAGUGAAGUGUGCCCUGUAAAUAAAGGAAUUCCUCUUAUCACCAUGCGCUUCCUCAAACUGGCGAUACUGGUGGCUUUGGUCCUCCUUGCAGAGGCCAAGGACGAAACAAAAAACCGCGACAAGAGGCAGCAGAUAUCUUUCCACCCCAGAAGAAUUGGACGACCACCACCUUAUGCGGUUCAAAUGGAACCUAUGGUUCAAUAUUCUCAGAGGGAUCCACUCUACAACCCUUUGGUACUAUCCAAGAGCGAUGAUGGUCUCUACGAUGAUGUCCCGCAAAGUUACUACCCUUCGGAACCCGAGCCGAUCAUUGAAAUCAUCAUCAAGGAGUCUAAUGAGACCUUACCUACACCGGUCCCACCUCCGCAAACUUCAAGACCUACCAAGGAACCGAUACAAGUCUUCUAUGUCAAGUACGAGAAGAAGAAGGGCUAUGGUGAUAAACAUCAAGUAGUCUAUGACGCACCAAUUCCGGCCCUAACACCUGUCGAAGGACACGAAAAGAUUGAAGAUCCAGAGCCAUAUUCAGAGGAACCAGUGCAAGUCACUUCACCAACACCACCAUCCUCGACUACCAUAAGAGCUAUCAUUCGACCCGAUAGCGAGCUUUAUCAUGCUCCGGGUAACACCGGACUUAAAGUUACAUUUGGAACCGAUCAAAUACCUCCAAACAACCAUAAUAAACGAAGCGAUCUUGAACCAACUCUUCAUCGUAAUGUUCCAACUCCACUUCCUCCUCCAGGGUCAUCCAAAAAACCUCAUGGACCAUAUCAACCACUUCAUCCUAUUCCCCAAAGAGUGACUCCCGCUUUUCCCCAACAAAGGAUUGUCAACUCUUUCCCCCCACAGCAAUUGCUACAACAGAAUCAACACUUGAUUCCGAGUCAACCAAUACCACCGAACCCACUUUCACCGAAUCAACAACUCCCGCCAAACUUCCCCGCCCAGCAAUUCCAAGCGCAGAUCAGACACCCUCAUAGGCCUCAAAGACUUCCGAUCACUGUUCAAGGGCUUCCCGAACACCAACAAAGGCAACCUUUCAAUAAUAUUCCACCACAUCGUGUCAACCUGAAUCAGCAAAGUUUCUCAAAUCAGCAACAAUUUUUAAAUCAUGGAAACUUUAAUCAAGAGCAUCAACAGACUUAUAAGCAGCAGCAAGAGGAGCUGAAACAGAAGUACUUUGAGCAGAGGAGACAUCAGGAGUUAGUGAAACAACGAGAACAGCAGAGACUCGCCGAACAACAGAGAUUGUUGGAACAGCAAAAGAUUGCCGAACAUCAAAGGCAGGAUCAACUAAGACAAGAACAACAGAAGAUUGAACAGCAAAAGUAUUUAGAUCAGCAAAGACUGCAGGAACAUCAGAGAUUGCAUGAACAGAGGAGGAACGAACAGGAACAGAGGAGGAACGAACAGGAACAGAGAAGGAACGAACAAGAACAGAAAUUGUUGCAGGAGCAGCAAUACCGUCAGCAAAUAAAGUAUCAGCAGGUUCAGCACAAUCCACAGGUUCAACAUAAUCCAAAGGUUCAAUACAAUUCACAGAACCAACACAAUAUCCAAGUUCAGCACAAUCCAAUACAACAACAGCCCCAGAAGCCGUCCGGUGAAAUUUUCAAAGCUGUUCCCAAGCUUGAACAGCACUACGCCAUCAGGGAAAAUCCUCUUCACCCUGGUCCUUUCCCUCCAAAUCCUGAACAAGUGACACAAUUCCAAGAGAGCCAAAGCCAGUACGUAGCUCAAAACUCGAAUCUUGUAGGAGAUCCGAGAAAUCGACAAGUGGAGCCGCAACAGCAAAACCAACAUCAAAGUCAACAGCAAAACCAUCAAAAUUACCAACAAAAUCAACAGCAACAGCUUCAGAAUUACAAACCUCUUCAGCAAAGCCAACAAUUUUUCACUCAAAAUCUACAGACUGCACAACAGCAAAAAGUGAAAUCCUCUCCCAUUCAAUCUAUCUGGGGAAGACCCAUUUACCAACAAAAUUCAAACCAGAAGAUCUUUGCAACCCCCGAGACGAAAACAGAGGAUUAUUACCCCUCAUCGACAGCAUCCCCUACAACUACCACCACAACCGAACCUUCAACAACUAUCUCCCCGAAGAACGAAGCCAAGAUAAAAGAAAACAUAGCGAAUCUUCCUGAUGAAGUUCCCGAAGACAUCAGAGAGCAGCUUCUUAGUUCCGGCAUUCUUGGCAAUGCCGAUAUCCAGAUACUCGACUACGACAAGGUCGGCGGCAUCCCGAUCGAGAAUCUCCCGCCUGAGGCUCUAGAAAACUUUUACAGUGCAGGUGGUGCUGCAGCUACUUCGGCUAGUGAACCCGUCCCUGCUAUUGCUAAAAGACCGAAGACGGUGGAAGAACCGCUUCCAAAGAAGGAUACACCCACCAAGAUCGAGCAGGCGACUUUAAAGCCAGGAGGUGUGGAAAUGAAAGUAGUACGAUUCGAUCCCAAUACGGCGCAAGGUCAAAACAUAGCCGAUCAGCACAUUCGCGAAGACGCAACUCACUUGAAUCCAGUAACCGUGGGAGCGAAGGACGAUCCUCAAUACAAUCGGUAUUUGCCCCUUAAAGUGAACGGAGCUUCCUUUCCAAUUCCGGACGUUCCGGAAUUGAACGGUAAAAAAAUCUCCAGUGUGGUGGUUCUAGCUCCAGUCGAUUACAACUUCAAGGAUGGAGAAAGUGACGAUGAAUCGAGAAGGGGUAGGAAACUUAACGACGUUCAAGCGAUCAAAUUUCUGGCUGGCGAAUCCCUGAAAGAGUUAGUGAAGAAACCGACAAUGGAGAAUUACAAAAAAUGGCUGGAACACGAAAAAGAGACUGAACCCCAGAAGCAGUCGGUUGUUCUACUUGUCACCACGCCAGAGGAAAGUAUUCAGGGAGAAAAGGAAAUAUUUAUGUACGAUGUCAGUACCCAGACUGUGAGCAGAUUAUCUGGUGAUUUGUCUUCAGCUUUCGUGGAUGCAGCAGAAAGUAAUUCCGACAGUCCUGACCCUAUCAAUGACUCCACGAUAUAUUGAAUUGACAAAUAAUUCUAAGACGUUCCAUGGACAAUUCAGAGGUGAAGAUAUGGUUUUUGUGCCAAUAACAUACGAAAGAUCGGUAUUUAGAGAUAUCGAUUGCGAAAUCGAUGCUAAAUCCAAACCAACGAUCUUUAUUAAUAUCAUCGUUUACUUAAGCAUCUCAUGUAGAUACAUCGUUUAUGUAUUAUUAUGUAUAUACGUUUAUAGCUUAUAUUUUUUUACGCGAAAUAAACUGCAAGGUUUUUUAUAGGUGUUGCUUUUUCAUGUUAUUUACUUUAGAAAUCAGAAACUGAAAUCUUCUGAAAUUUCGUCAAUAGUUUCUUGUGCUUUUCUUUUUUUUAUCUCAACCG
This is a messenger RNA of Belonocnema kinseyi, 3479 nucleotides long. Its product is annotated as protein PRRC2C-like. The transcript has 3 exons. Lineage: Eukaryota; Metazoa; Arthropoda; Insecta; Hymenoptera; Cynipidae. Bases 154 to 3126 code for a protein of 990 amino acids. The record is from RefSeq and is a predicted model, not a curated record. Gene Ontology annotation, cellular component: nucleus.